Messenger RNA from Danaus chrysippus (African queen), 3540 nucleotides. The record is from the annotation of a GenBank genome assembly. Lineage: Eukaryota; Metazoa; Arthropoda; Insecta; Lepidoptera; Nymphalidae.
AUGCUGCGAGGCUGGAUGUUCACCGUCCUCAUGCUGGCCGCCGGCUCCUCUCCUCAUCACCGGCCUCGUCUGUCCAUCACCGACUUUAACAAUUCCUCUGAUCAGUCUAUUAUUAUGUCUAACAUCGAAUUCGUAUAUGUCGAAGAUUAUUAUACACUCACAGAUAAAUCUCGUCACAAGCGAGAGUCUCAUCCUCUGAUCGGUCCCUUUGACAUGUCGAAGAUGUCCAGAAAUAGAAAACGUCCCAAAGUCGCCAAGCAUCUGCAGCCGACCGCCUCCCUGCUGCUCUCAAACGUAUCUGUACCUGAUGUCUCUCAAGCUACUUCUUCUAUACCUGACUCUAAAGUUACUACAUAUACUCCUGAUGACACUAAAAAUGAAAUCACAACCGAGUACAUAACCGACACUUAUAAAAUAUCCAAAGAAAAUAUAAUAUUGAAUCAUUUAGAAAGAACUACGAUGAAAAGUUUACUUAAAAGUGACAUAAAAAAUAUAAAACUCAUCAACAUUACUUCGAAAGUUGUAGGAAAAUCAAAAAUAAGAAAUAAAAUGUCAAGGAAAUCUAAAAGUGUGGCGGCAAGACAACGUGUUUUAAAUGUUAGAAACAGUGCUGAAAGUUCAGUGAGAACCAGUGACUUGCGACUGGCAAGUAAGAAAAAAACCGACAAUGAAAGUUUAUGGGCAGUGAAACACGCAGCGGUCGUGGAAGGCGACAUCAUACUGGGAGGACUUAUGAUGGUCCACGGGCGGGCCGGGGGCUCCUCCAGCUGCGGGCCGCUGAUGGCUCAGGGCGGAGUGCAGGCGCUCGAGGCCAUGCUGUACUCCUUGGACGAGGCUCAGAGAGCUGGACUCGCGCCGCCCGGCGUCACACUAGGAGCACUCGUGUUGGACGACUGCGACAGCGACACCCGGGGACUGGAGAUGGCCUUGGACUUCAUUAAAGGUUCGAUCGGUAACAUCGACGACGAGGAUUACGCUUGUAACGCCACAACCGUCAGGAAAGUGAUCACGGGAGUAGUGGGCGCCUCCUCCUCAGUGACAUCCGUACAAGUAGCGAACCUGUUGCGACUCUUUAAGAUACCUCAGGUGUCAUUCUUUUCGACUUCUCCGGAAUUAUCUAACAAAGCUCGUUUCGAGUAUUUUACAAGAACUAUUCCUUCCGACCUUCAUCAAGUUCGAGCACUGGUUGAAAUUGUGAAGAAGUUUGGCUGGAGAUAUGUCUCUAUCAUAUACGAGGAAUCCAAUUAUGGUAUAAAGGCAUUUGAAGAGUUAGAAACUCUGCUUUUACGUGAAGACAUCUGUAUCGCAGUCAAAGAAAGAUUGGUGAAGGACUCGGGUGCAGCGGACGACCGAGCUUACGACACAAUAGUAGAACGAUUACUGUCCCGACCGCGGGCUCGAGGUGUUAUCGUGUUUGGGUCGGACCAAGAAGUGGCAGGAGUGAUGUCGGCGGUGGGUAGGCGCGGGGCGGCGGGAUCCUUUGGGUGGGUCGGGUCGGACGGCUGGAGCGCCCGCGCGCUGGUCGCUGCCGGGAACGAGCCGGUCGUCGAGGGCACAAUCAGCGUACAGCCACAAGCCAACCCCGUCAGAGGCUUCCGAGACUAUUUUCUUUCGCUCACCCCUCGAAACAACAUUCGUAACCCCUGGUUUGUCGAAUUUUGGGAAGAACAGUUUCACUGUCGCUACCCUGGCAGCCCACGCUCACGUACUAACACUCAAUACGAGCCCUGUUCUGGCACGGAGCGUCUCUCUGUUGACAACACGGAAUUCGAAGCCCAGCUGCAAUUCGUGACUGACGCCGUGUUUGCGUUUGUUUAUGCUAUUCGGGACAUGCACAAGGAUGUGUGCGGAGGUAGACCGGGCCUGUGUGACCAGAUGCGACCUGUUAGCGGCCCCGUGUUGUUGCGAUACUUGCGACAAGUGCGAUUUAUAGGUCUCAGCGGAGACGAAUUUCAUUUCGACUCACACGGUGAUGGACCAGCUCGAUACAAUAUUCUACAUUUCAAACAAGUCUCACGAGGAGUCUAUCGUUGGCUUAAAGUGGGCCGCUAUCUUGAUGGAGUAUUGGAAUUAAAUAUGGACGAAAUUCAAUUUAAAUGGGAUGAAACAAAACACCCAGAGUCAGUUUGCAGCGCUGAGUGUGACACGGGACAAGCCAAACAAUAUGUGGAAGGAGAGAGCUGUUGUUGGCACUGUUUCAACUGCACUCAAUAUGAGGUUCUGUGGACGGUCUUCAGUCUUUUGCAUCUUUUUCCAAGUCAUCAUCUGCAAGUGUUAUCUUUCCAGAUCCGGUCUCCAUCGCUGGAGACGUCAUGUAUGGCUUGUCCUCUCGGUACUCUUCCUAACGCGCGCCGCACGCACUGCGCUCCCGUGCCCGAGCUCUACCUCCGCGCCGACACGCCCGCUGCUAUCGGCGCAAUGGCGUUUUCAUCAUUGGGGAUACUCUUGACCUUGGUCGUGGGUGGUGUGUGGAUCGCUCGUCGCGGCACGCCUGUGGUACGAGCGAGUGGUCGUGAGCUCAGCGGUGUAUUGCUCGCCGGUAUAUUCAUGUGCUACCUCGUUACAUUUGCGCUCGUAUUGCGACCUACCGACUUCCUCUGUGCUGUACAGCGAUUUGGAACAGGUUUCUGUUUCACCGUAAUUUAUGCAGCUCUCCUCACCAAAACGAACAGAAUAGCUCGUAUAUUCGAUGCCAGCAAACAAUCUGCGCGUAGACCCUCACUCAUUUCACCCAAAUCUCAACUUGUUAUUUGUUCUGUUCUGGUGUCCAUUCAGGUCGUCAUCGUGGUCGUGUGGCAGUCGGCGUCCCCUGCCCGCGCUAUCCACCACUAUCCUACUCGCGAAGACAACAUGCUAGUGUGUGACUCGUACGUGGACGCGUCUUAUACGAUCGCUUUCUUCUAUCCCGUCGUACUCAUCGUCGUCUGCACCGUGUAUGCCGUUCUCACCAGAAAGAUACCUGAAGCUUUUAAUGAGAGCAAACACAUUGGGUUCACCAUGUACACGACCUGUGUCAUCUGGUUAGCAUUUGUACCUCUAUACUUCGGCACCGCAAGUCAAGUGCCACUGCGCGUCACAAGUAUGGCGGUCACCAUAUCACUGAGCGCCAGUGUCACGUUGGCCUGUCUUUUCGCACCAAAGAUGCACAUCAUACUGUUUCACCCAGAACGUAACAUUCGUGGCACCUUGACGGCGUCUCGGUGGCGCGGGAGAGGCACGGCGCCGGGCGCUGUGUGCGCCGCUCUGGUGGGAGCCGCGCCUCUCCCCCGCUCCGCUCACACUCCCUCCACUGACCUCUCCACAUUAGACGUCACGGAGCGUUCGACCUCGACAGAUCGUCAAGUACAGACGGACGACAUCGAGCCGCCGCCUCGUAAUGGUGCUGUGGAACGGAACGGUCUCCACUUAGAUCCAAAGAAAUUAUCCGAAUUGACUUGUGGACUUCCCACGCUCGAGGGUGUGGCCAGGAGGCGCCGGCCAAGAGAGGACUGUCCCUCGAGACUGGCGGUCGCUGUGAUCGGAGCUCGGACGGGGUUAUAG